UAUCUUGUUGACGAAUCCUCAAAGCAACCAUAACUACCGUACAUAACUGGUAUAUAAUAAAGAGGGAGCUUGGAACAUCACUCACACAGCAGCAGCUGCCAACACCACACAGUAUACUCCUAACAGGAAGCAGAGGUUGUGAUGGCUGGCUGUCUGAGGUGGUUGACAGGAGCUGUGCUGCUGAUAGCUCUCUGUUACACCACUACUCCUACUGAGUCUCGUAUCAGUGUGGAAGAGUCUGAGGAGAGCUUAGAGAGCAGUUACCUGUCACCUGAGAAUGAUUUCCUAGGCAGAGACGACGACACCAGUUCAACGGAGGGAGAUGACUAUGAGAGUGAGGAGGACACCAGACCAUCAGAUGUGUUCGGUCCCGGACCUUUGAGUGAGAUCAGGACCAGACGCGGUGCUGGCGCCCGCCGCAGGUCAGGUCGCAUCAAAAUUCAACAGGAGAGGCGUAGAAACAGAUGGAGUUCUUAGAAGACUGUUGGUGUAACUGACAACUCAAAUACUAACGUCAACGAUUCUUCACUACCCUCAGGACGGUGAAGGAUUCUUGAUCCAAGGAACUGGAGUAACCCUUCCUUGGAUUAAGCCUGAUUACUUCUCACUCCCCCGGGUGCUGUUUGAUCACUGUGGGAUUACCAUCUCACACAAGAUUAUAUUUAUAAUCUAGACGAUAUCAUCACAAUUUCUGUAUUAUGAACCCAGGAAGAACUUUGCUUUAUGUAUCUAAUUUUAUUUUAUAUAAUAAAGUUGAACUGCACUGAAA
Molecule: messenger RNA, 769 nt
Organism: Cherax quadricarinatus
Lineage: Eukaryota; Metazoa; Arthropoda; Malacostraca; Decapoda; Parastacidae
Source: RefSeq, a predicted model, not a curated record